This is a messenger RNA of Leptidea sinapis, 387 nucleotides long. Its product is annotated as cytochrome b5-like. NCBI's taxonomy places the organism in Eukaryota, Metazoa, Arthropoda, Insecta, Lepidoptera, Pieridae. Bases 1 to 387 code for a protein of 128 amino acids. Gene Ontology annotation, cellular component: intracellular membrane-bounded organelle; membrane. The transcript has a single exon. Gene Ontology annotation, molecular function: heme binding. The record is from RefSeq and is a predicted model, not a curated record.
AUGGCGGAGGACUCGCAGUGGACCCGGCAGCUGGUGGAGCGACGCACGGCGCGCCACGAGGCCGCCAUCAUCAUCGACAACGUGGUGUACGACGUGAGCGGCUUCCUGGAGGAGCACCCGGGCGGCGCCGACGUGCUGCUGACCAACGCGGGCCGGGACGCGUCGCGCUGCUUCCACGAAGUGGGCCACAGCGAGGACGCGCUGGCGCUGCGGGAGCGCUUCCGGCUGGGCGAGCUGGUGGAGCAGGACCGCUGGCCCGUGCUGGCGCGGCCGCAGGAGGUCGGCGGAGCCGGGCGGCCGCUCACCUGGGCCGCGCUGCUGCACGUGCUGGGUCCGCCGCUGGCCAUGGCCGCGCUGGCCACCUGGGCCUACCUCUACGUGCUGUAG